This is a messenger RNA of Podarcis raffonei (Aeolian wall lizard), 2023 nucleotides long. It is a transcript of the gene SAMD8, whose product is annotated as sterile alpha motif domain containing 8. Gene Ontology annotation, biological process: ceramide biosynthetic process. The record is from RefSeq and is a predicted model, not a curated record. Gene Ontology annotation, cellular component: Golgi membrane; endoplasmic reticulum membrane. The transcript is spliced from 6 exons. Bases 228 to 1475 code for a protein of 415 amino acids. Lineage: Eukaryota; Metazoa; Chordata; Lepidosauria; Squamata; Lacertidae. Gene Ontology annotation, molecular function: sphingomyelin synthase activity; ceramide cholinephosphotransferase activity; protein binding.
GCCCGGUUGGUGAGUGGGUGGGCCGGUUGCCUGGCAGGGUCGAGCUGCUCCGCCGUCGCUGCCGCCGCAGCCUCCCAGCCGCCUCAGUCCCAGCGGCGACCCCUCCGUGCGAUGGCGAAGGCGCACCGGCGGCGGCAGAAGAAGCAGCAGCAGCGAAGCCCUCGGCCUCUGCCUGCCGACACGUAGCGGGGCCGCGUCGCCCGGCGAGGAGGGAGUUGGUAGAGAAGAUGGAAGGCAACAGCCAGCUUUGCAUUCAGCGUUGGUCUACCAGGCAUGUAGCCAAAUGGCUGAAGGAAGAAGGCUUCUGUGAGUAUGUGGACAUUUUGUGUGACAAGCACAGAUUAGAUGGAAUUACAUUACUGACGCUGACUGAAUACGACUUGAGGUCUCCUCCUCUGGAAAUCAAGGUUCUAGGUGAUAUCAAACGGCUCAUGUUGUCAAUUCGCAAGUUACAGAAGCACCACAUUGAAGUUUUGGAAGAGCUUGGUUACAACAGUGAUAGUCCCAUUGGUUCUCUGUCGCCUGUGAUUGGCACCCUUCAAGGAACAGACUGGUUUUGCAAUGGCGAGGUUCAACGGGAUUGUGAUGACUGUGAGCCUGUUGCCGAUUUGAACGCUGAUCAGUAUGCAAAUGGAAAAAACAAACAUCCUACGCGAAGACUGAACCCAGAGUAUUGGAAGACAGCUUUGAGUUGUAUAUAUGUUUUUAUUGUGUUUGGCUUCACAUCAUUUGUCAUGGUUAUCGUGCACGAGAGAGUUCCUGACAUGCAGACAUACCCACCACUACCAGACAUAUUCCUAGACAGUGUUCCUAGGAUACCAUGGGCUUUUGCCAUGACUGAAGUAUGUGGUGUGGUUCUCUGCUACAUCUGGCUGCUCGUUCUUCUACUUCACAGACACAGGUCGAUCCUUCUGCGACGGUUAUGCAGUCUUAUGGGGACAGUGUUCUUGUUGCGUUGCAUUACAAUGUUUGUGACCUCAUUAUCUGUGCCAGGCCAACAUCUGCAGUGUUCUGGAAAGUUGUAUGGCAACGUGUGGGCAAAACUUCAGCGAGCCUUUGCAAUCUGGAGUGGGUUUGGCAUGACGCUAACAGGAGUACAUACCUGUGGAGACUACAUGUUCAGCGGCCAUACGGUUGUCCUAACCAUGCUCAACUUCUUUGUCACUGAAUAUACGCCAAGAAGCUGGAAUUUCUUGCACACACUGUCCUGGGUGCUGAAUCUCUUUGGGAUUUUCUUCAUUUUGGCAGCCCAUGAACAUUACUCCAUAGAUGUCUUCAUUGCCUUCUAUAUCACCACGAGACUAUUUUUGUACUACCACACGCUGGCGAAUACAAGAGCCUAUCAACAGAGUAGGAGGGCCAGGAUCUGGUUUCCUAUGUUCUCUUUUUUUGAAUGCAACGUAAAUGGCACCGUUCCAAAUGAGUAUUGCUGGCCCUUCGCAAAGCCAUCAAUAUUGAAAAGGUUAAUUGGCUAAAGAAGACUGGUUUGAAUUCACAUCUGUGUGAAGUCUUUUCGAUUAACUUUCUACAGGAACAGCUGCACAAAAAGGGUAUGUUAUUCACGUGCAGCAAGGCUACAAGGCACCGGUCAAAAUGCAGCAAAGUUAAGUCACUACUUGUUCUUUGGCAUUCUUUAACGUCUGGAGAACUUUGAGCUGUCUUUGGAUGAAGGAAAGACAUUGGAUCUAUAUAACAUCAAGUGCAACCUAUUUAGCUGUCUCAAACAAAAACUAACACGUGUCAUACCUUUAAAAUAAUUGUUUGCCUAAUGAGAAUAGGGUGCAUUUUGGGAGGGGAAAUCAUGAGAGGGAAACACACCCUGACGAAAAAGGGCCCCAAGGCCUUUAGUAAAAGAAAUUGUGCCGUGUGACGCAAAGUUUCUGUCUUGGUACCCAAACGACAACCGUGAACAGAGCUUCAUUGACUUGGAGCACAUGACUUCAUGCUAUUGUACCAUCCCGAGGUUUUCCUUGUUUACAUUUCAGUGAAUCGGUGAGAAAUAAACACCUUAUCUUUUUUGAAA